Portunus trituberculatus (swimming crab) is the source of this 2728-nucleotide messenger RNA. RefSeq names its product TATA box-binding protein-associated factor RNA polymerase I subunit B-like (gene TAF1B). The record is from RefSeq and is a predicted model, not a curated record. Gene Ontology annotation, cellular component: RNA polymerase I core factor complex; RNA polymerase transcription factor SL1 complex. NCBI's taxonomy places the organism in Eukaryota, Metazoa, Arthropoda, Malacostraca, Decapoda, Portunidae. Gene Ontology annotation, biological process: nucleolar large rRNA transcription by RNA polymerase I; RNA polymerase I preinitiation complex assembly. Gene Ontology annotation, molecular function: RNA polymerase I core promoter sequence-specific DNA binding.
UAGCACUCACAGCUCAAGUAUUUCGCAGAACAGCUGCAACAUCAGCUGACCGCGCCAAAACAAACCUGAGCGCGGCGAUCCUCGUGGCGCGCUGGCAGGCUGGAACAGUGGCAUUGUUGUUGUGGCAGGCCAGACUGCAUCAUCAUUCCUCGGUGUGAGAUCAGUUAUAAGUAUUCCAAGUUGAGAGAUGCCGGGACAGAAGCCGCAGUGCCGAGUGUGUGGGGGCGAGUCCUUCACCAUGGCCCAAGGUAUGAAGGUGUGUGACCAGUGUGGCCAGCAGGAGGAGCACUUCAUUGAGCUGCUGAGUCAGGAGAACAGGGAGGUGGAGCGCUCCCGCCUGCUCGCCACUCGCCUGCAGGACCCCGAGGAUGAGGAUGCUGCUCACAGACCUCCCCCUGAGGAAAAGCUGAACAACUGGACGACCUAUGAGGCAUACAACAUCAUCCUAUAUGAGUGGACCAAGGCGCUGCUCAAGCUUGGGGCGUCGCCUAAAGUAGAGGCAAUAACCUUCAAGCUUUGGGUCGCUUAUCUGCAGCGCAUUGGCAUUGCCUUCAAACAAACAGAAUCAUUUCCCCAUUCAUCUUUAAAGAAUAACAGAGACAAGAAGCUCAUCUAUGAGAAGGCGGAGUCUGUGUCCAGCCGGUCGCUUCACUCUUAUUCCCUCCGCAGGAGGAAGAAGAAAAAAGUUGCACCCACCAAACUGGACAAAAUAAGAGACAAGAUUGAGAUGAAGAAAAUUAAGAAUGCUAUGUACAAGAAGCAGGACUCAAGCUUCAUGGACACCACACUUGCCAAUGAACUAAGCAAGUCACUGAAUGAGUUUGAAGCUUCUUUGCUUUCAAAUUCUGGCUCCUCCUAUACUCCAUCUCAAGCUGGAGAGUCAAGAAUGAAUACUUCAGCCGGAAGUGAGUUCACCUCUCUAGUGGACGAGAAGAGUCACUUUGGGACCUUGGACAGUGAGCUGGAGACAGAAAUAGAUGAUGCCUGUGGUACCAAGUAUAACCUGUGUAAUAUGGUGCAAGAUCUGUUUUAUAAGAGAUUGUGCUACAUGUGCAUCUAUGGUAUCUGUUGUCUCACUUCCAGAAAACAGAUUCGGCGUGACGAUGUGGUCAGGAACUGGAUAAGGCGAUCCACCCACAUAUAUGGCUCAGACUCAGAGGGAAGACAGCACCAGGAAAAUGGAGAAGUGGAGAGUGAGAGAAUGGAAGAGAAUUAUAGUGGUGAGGAUUAUCACAGCUUUGAGACAGUAUCAACAAACAGUCUUGAGUCUGAGCCACAAAGUACAAAGAAGGGAAAAGGAAAGAGAAAACAAGUGAGGAGUUCAAAGAGUAAGAAGCGUAACUAUAACUUCCUGUACAAGAUGGCGGCGAAGGCUUCCGAUGAGAUGUCUAUGUACCGUGCCUCCAGACUGCCCUUCAUCAUGCGGUUCUCAAAGCUACUGGGCAUCUUGUACCUGGCCGUACUGUUGGCGGAGGACGACAUACUACUCUCAGACAUCAUCAGGUGGUGUCGAGAGGGCCACAUUCCCUAUUUCUCAGCACCUUACCUCCUUCAGCCAGGCAUGGAGUUAAGUUUUUAUGACCUCAUCAUGCUGAGGGACUGCAAGAAGCUCCCUGAUGCCCAGGAGGUGCAGGCCAUCACUGGGCGGCUGGCAACUUUCCUCAGCAUCCAAUAUGUACCUCUACCUCCCGUGGGAUGCAUUGUGAGGAAGUUUGUUAAGCUGUUGAACCUGCCCGAUCAAGUUGUAAUUGUUGCAGAGAGGUUAAUUGAACUGAUGGAUGAAACACAAAAUAUGAGUCUGGUUAUACCUCCUGUUGAAAGCCUGGCAAUGGCAUCCAUCAUUCUGACACUGAAGGUGUUCUGUGGCCUGGACACCAAAACGGAGGUUGUGCUGUCCUCUGCUGCUAAGGCAAUCAGAGACAAGAUGCCACGCCACACCCCAGUUGUUCCCUUCUCCUGGCAGGACUGGCAGAAACACAUCUCUUGCCUGGUGUGGUUGUGCAGCCAGGUGGAUGCCCCUACAGCCUUCCACUGGCAGGAGCUCCGUGACAUGCGCUUCUUCAAUGUCUCUCUCUACACAAAGUUCUUCUGGAGGGAAAACAUGUGGAGGAUUCCUCGCACCUCAUGGACAAAAAAGACAGAGAUGCAGAACCUUACAGAGACACUCCUUAGGCAGCAGGGCCUCUCGCUGGAGGAGGUAAUCAUGCAGCCCCCACCCUUCCCAGCCUCACGUCAGCCUCUCCGCAGCAUCAUUGAGCAGCUCACCCAGAGGAAUGGUGCCGUUGAAGCAGAAAUGCACAAGUACACUAAGAUUGCUGAGGAACUGGCAAAGGAAUCUUUUGCCACUCAUAACCUGAACUGGUUUUGUGAGAUGGAAUACUUCGCUGACGAACUGUACAAGUGUGGCGUCAAGACUGAACUGGUGUUUUCUAAAGAGAAGAAAAGAAACGAAACUUUGUGUCAUUUCCACAUUGUUGGCCGUGAUGCUGGAGGCAGGAGGGACAAGGAAGCAAAUAAAACACAGGAAUUCUUCAUCCCAAAUCCUCUAAAGAAAUUGUGGAGAGUCAAUCGGAGGAAUAAGAUUUCCUGGAUCGGGGUAUUGCCCACCCUGCCACCAAGCUUCCAGUGGCUGGUGGGUGUUGGCAGUCAUGUGUGUGAGGUGCCAAAGAUCCAGUUGUUGUCACUUGUGUUUUUGAUGCAGGCAAGAAUAAAGAAAACUUAUAAGUGA